This is a messenger RNA of Aethina tumida (small hive beetle), 1707 nucleotides long. Its product is annotated as traB domain-containing protein. Lineage: Eukaryota; Metazoa; Arthropoda; Insecta; Coleoptera; Nitidulidae. The coding region runs from base 138 to 1253 and encodes 371 amino acids. The record is from RefSeq and is a predicted model, not a curated record. The transcript is spliced from 5 exons.
CAAUUAAAAACAUGAUUAGUAUUAAAAUUAGUAGGAAUAAAGUCAUAUUAAAAUUUCCAAGAUAACGUUGCCAACUGAAAUAGACCGACAUAUGUCAGUCAAAUUGUUGAGUUGAGUUAUCAUUAUUUUCUUGAAUUAUGGACAACUCCUUGGCGAAUUUCGAGCUUACCGAGAGCACGGUUAAGGUGGGCACCGAUUCGGAGAACGGGUCGGACAAGAGCGAUGAAAUAGUUAUAUUGGACGAGGAAAACGGUAUCGAAACAAACGGUGAUAAAUCCUUAAACUUCGAUAAUAACCUACCUCCAACAGUAACACUGUUAACGCACCCAACAUCUGGUGCCAAGGUCUAUCUUGUUGGGACUGCUCAUUUUAGCAAGGAGUCCCAGGAAGAUGUCUCAUUGGUCAUUCAAACAGUAAAGCCAAAUGUAGUGAUCCUAGAAUUAUGCAAAUCCAGGACAAACAUCCUGUCGCUAGACGAGGCGACUGUCCUGGAGGAGGCCAAAAACAUCGACAGCGCAAAAAUCCUGCGCACAAUCCAAGAGAACGGCCUAUACAACGGAAUAAUGUACCUGUUGCUGCUAAACAUGAGUGCCCAUCUGACCAAGGAAAUCGGAAUGGCCCCCGGGGGCGAGUUCCGAGUGGCCUACAAAGAGGCCUCCAAACUGGAACACUGUGGCAUCCACUUGGGCGACAGGCCCAUACAUGUGACGCUGAAACGUGCCCUGUCCCGGCUCACGUGGUUCCAAACCAUCAAACUGGCCUGGCACCUGCUGACGGCCAAGGAUCCGGUCUCCAUUGAAGACAUAGAGAGGUGCAAGAACAGGGACAUGCUGGAACAACUGUUGGCCGACCUGGCCGGCGAGUAUCCGACUUUCGGGGAGGUGUUCUUAGAGGAAAGGGACGUUUAUCUUACCCAUUCACUUCAGAUGGCCGCGGUGGACAAGCUCAGGCCCAGCCCCAAAGAGAGGAACCCCAACUUUAAAGAGCCUCUUAAGGUGGUGGGAGUUGUGGGUAUAGGUCACAUGCCCGGAAUUGUAAGACUGUGGCCCAACGACCAGUCGGGCAAGAUAGAGGAGAUAAUGCACAUACCACCCCCUUCACUGACUUCAAUAGCCAUUCGGUACACCAUUAGGAUUUCCUUGUUGUCUUUAGGCGGUUAUAUGAUUUAUAAAUACGUUCGUGUGCCGAAAGUUGUCAAGACCAAUCUAGAAACGGCUGUGCACAAGUUCGUGUCCAGUUUUAAACCUGUUUGAUUGUUGCUGCAGUUUUUAUUUUGUACAUAUGUCAUGGUUUUUAGAUAUACAUACAUUCCUUUAAUACAUUUACAAGUUUUUUGGGUAAAAGGUCUUUAAUUAAUACUAAAGUUUAUUGUCAAUUUGUGAUAUACAUAUAAUUUUAUGUUUCUAUUCAACGUUAGUAUGUAUAUAAUUUUUGGAAGACUUUGUGGCAGGAUUUACAUGUUUAUUUUAAGUACGAAAUCGAACACUGCCUGUUUAUUGCACAGUUUAAAAGAACUAGAGAUUAAAAAAAUAAAAACUGAUAGCAUAAGACUGUAUAAACUUGUUUCUAUUAGCUUAGAUCAAAUACUUGUAUUUUAUUUUUUUACUCUCUCAAAACUAUUAAUCAGUUCUCCUAAAUAUUUUUAUGUAACAUUUAGUUUUUUGUACGAAAACAUCGUGGAAUGUGGGAAUAAAUAUUGAGAUUCUG